Molecule: messenger RNA, 1431 nt
Organism: Cordyceps fumosorosea ARSEF 2679
Lineage: Eukaryota; Fungi; Ascomycota; Sordariomycetes; Hypocreales; Cordycipitaceae
Product: histone acetyltransferase GCN5
Exons: 3
Coding region: 1-1431 (476 amino acids)
Biological process (GO): positive regulation of transcription by RNA polymerase II; chromatin remodeling
Cellular component (GO): histone acetyltransferase complex
Molecular function (GO): protein binding; histone H3 acetyltransferase activity
Source: RefSeq, a predicted model, not a curated record
AUGUCUGAAAAUAAAGAAGAAAUGAAGCGCAAAGCGGACGAGGACCUCCCAUCCCCUGCAGCUCCAAAGCGCGUUAGGCAUAGUGAUUCCGAAGAACCGCAGGACGAGACGCUAGACGACAAGGACAACGAGCAAAUAGAUGCGCGCGCGCGCGCCGCGAUUGGGGGGGACGCAGGCGGUGAUGAUGACGGUGACGAUGCCGGAGCCGGCGAUGGCGCAGACGACGAUAAGGACGAUGGUAGAGACGAAGACGACGACGACGAACAUAAAGACGAAGCGAAAGACGAGGAUCAAAACGUCAAGACGGAAGACGGCGUGGAUUCAAAGACUGAGGGCCAGUCGGCUCCUGCACUGAAGCGCAUUCCAUUUCCUGACAAGCCGGGAGUUAUCGAAGAGCGAAAUGGCGAAAUCGAACUCCGGGUGGUUAACAACGACGGAGAGCGCGAAUCUCUCAUCGUUCUGACCGGCCUUAAAUGCCUGUUUCAGAAGCAGCUACCAAAGAUGCCCAAGGAUUACAUCGCACGACUAGUCUACGACCGAACACACUUGUCGAUAGCAAUCGUCAAAAAGCCGCUCGAGGUGGUCGGUGGUGUCACGUUCCGCCCGUUCAAGGGCCGUCGAUUUGCCGAGAUCGUAUUCUUUGCCAUCAGCACCGACCAACAGGUCAAGGGAUAUGGCGCGCAUCUCAUGUGCCACUUGAAGGACUAUGUCAAGGCAACCAGCGAUGUCAUGUACUUCCUCACCUAUGCCGACAACUACGCCAUUGGCUACUUUAAAAAGCAGGGCUUCACAAAGGAGAUUACACUAGACCGAAGUGUUUGGAUGGGGUACAUUAAGGACUAUGAAGGCGGAACCAUAAUGCAGUGCUCCAUGCUUCCGCGGGUUCGCUAUUUAGAAGUCGGGCGCCUCCUUCUCAAGCAGAAGGAGUGCGUCCAGGCCAAGAUCCGCGCCUAUUCAAAGUCACACAACGUGCACUCGCCACCAAAAGAGUGGAAGAACGGCGUCAAAGAAAUCAACCCCCUGGACAUACCCGCCAUCCGCGCUUCCGGCUGGUCGCCGGACAUGGACGAGCUCGCGCGCCAGCCGCGGCACGGCCCCAACUACAACCAGCUGCUACACCUACUCAACGACCUGCAGAACCACAACUCGGCUUGGCCGUUCCUGGUGCCCGUCAACCGCGACGACGUGGCCGACUACUACGACGUCAUCAAGGAGCCCAUGGACCUCAGCACCAUGGAGAACAAGCUCGAGGCGGACCAGUACCCGACGCCCGAGGACUUCAUCCGCGACGCGACGCUCAUCUUCGACAACUGCCGCAAGUACAACAACGAGAGCACGCCCUACGCCAAGUCGGCGACCAAGCUGGAGAAGUUCAUGUGGCAGCAGCUCAGGGCGGUGCCCGAAUGGUCACACCUGGAGCCGGAAAAGUAG